Molecule: messenger RNA, 1049 nt
Organism: Phascolarctos cinereus (koala)
Lineage: Eukaryota; Metazoa; Chordata; Mammalia; Diprotodontia; Phascolarctidae
Source: RefSeq, a predicted model, not a curated record
AAGAACAGAGUACUGGAACACAUCCGGGACAGCGCCAGCCACCCAGGAACACCAGCAGCAGCAGCAGCAGCAGCAGCAGCAACAGCUACAAGAGAAAGUCUUGGAGCUGCUCACAGGACAGCAGUUAGACACGACCCUAGAAGAUGGGAUCAGGGUUUAUUAGUGAGUAGUAUUAUUAUUCUUGGAAGUGCUUUUGAGCUAAAAAACGAACUUGGCCUGGAUCCUACUAUCAUUAGGCACCGUUUCUAUCUUAGAUUUUCAGAGACAUAAUUUCUAUCAAAACACGUCUAACAGUACAUGGGUGCUAAAGAUUACAUUAAGGGACUACUCCUUAUUUUUGCCUCCAUAUGUUCUUGGUAUUCUGGAUACUUACUUGCACAGUCUAUACCUCAUGAACCUUUGUCUAAUGCUGUCAAUACUGUUCUGAACCUUGGAGAGAAAACUGUCCUCAAAUCUCCAUUUCCCAAAAGACAAAAAUGUGACCACCGGACUUCGUGCCCACCUAACACGUAUUCCUAUCGGUUACUGAGUGGUGGUGGUAAAGAUAAAUAUGCCAAAAUUUGCUUUGAGAAUGAGCUGCUCAUAAGUGAAGGGAAGGGUAAUGUUGCAAGGGGUAUCAACGUUGCCAUUGUGAAUUAUAAAACUGGGAAAGUUAUAGAUACAAAAUAUUUUGACAUGUUUCAAGGAGAUAACUCUGGACCAUUGACCCAGUUCAUUAAAAAUGCCCCACAGAAGUCUCUAAUCUUGAUGGUGACACACGAUGAUGGUAGCAGAAGAUUAAAAAAUGAUACCAAAAAUGCCGUAGAAGAUUUGGGCAGUAAGGAAAUAAAAAAUAUACAAUUCAGGUCAAGUUGGGUAUUUCUUGGAGGAAAAGGUGUCGACUUCCCUGAAAAUAUUCAAAGAGAAAAGAUCAACCAUUCUGAUGGCAGCAGAAACAGAUACAUGGAUUGGCCAGCUGAAAUACAGAUAGAAGGAUGUAUACCCCAUGAUACAAGCUAAAAUCAAAUCUUCUUAUUAAAUAAACUUGUAUAAUUACAUAUUUAAGGAAA